This is a messenger RNA of Scheffersomyces coipomensis, 2519 nucleotides long. RefSeq lists its product as uncharacterized. The transcript has a single exon. The record is from RefSeq and is a predicted model, not a curated record. Lineage: Eukaryota; Fungi; Ascomycota; Pichiomycetes; Serinales; Debaryomycetaceae. The coding region runs from base 207 to 2228 and encodes 673 amino acids.
UGCUAAAUUUGAUUUGAAUAUUUCAAAAGUGGAUAAUAUCUAGUUGAUCUAGAUAUAUAGUAUGUAAGUUAUUGUAAUAGUCCAAGUGUAUCAUCAACUAUAACUUUUCACACUACAUUCGUUAAUGGUAUAAAUCAGUAUAUGUCAUCAAUAUUUCCUUAUCAGUAAAGAUUAAAUUCGCAAUAUUCAAUCAAAGUUAAUCAGACAUGGCCAAUUUAAUAGGGAAUAACCAAUUUCCUAUUAGUCUGUUUAACUCUCCAAUAGGCUAUUCCAAGAACCCCUUACUAUACGGUCAGCAACACAAUCAUGAUGAAUCAACUAAUGCGUCUGGAACAACUACUCCAAUCAUUGAUGAACAACCUUCUUCAGCCACAAUCACAUCCCAUAAUGUUUCAUUAACUACUCCACCGAAGGAACUCACAUUUGAUAAGUUGCCUUAUGAAAUACGAUCACAAGUAGCGAAUGAAUUAUCUCAAUUUGAUUGUAUCAAGUUAUUGCUUGUUAAUAAAGCAAUCUAUGCUUCAACUAUUACUAGACUAUAUCAAUAUAUUAUCAUAGAUGAAGAUUAUAAUAGUUUCAAUAAUGAGAAAGAAUAUAAUUACAGACGAUAUGAAAGAGAUAAUAAGUAUCGGAGUCAGUUUUCAUGUACGUUUAUAAACAGUUCAUAUAAUUUGAAACGAUUCAUUAGGGUAUACAAUACCAAAUUUAUGAAAGAACAUUCAUUUGAUGGAAUUGAUGAGAAUUUCCCUCAUAUUAGACGGUUUGAAUGUAUAAAGAUCCCUGAUUCAUUGAAUAUCUACGAUUAUGAAUUGAAUGAUCAAUUGAUCUUAUUCUUCAAACAUUUGAUUUGUUUACGACAAUUGAUUUGGUUGAAUGAUAAUUUCCGAUUAGAGUUUCUUUAUAAUUUAAAGAAUAAAUAUUUGAUUAAUACUUUGGUCCUUAAUAUUAAAUUCAGUAAUUAUUUAAAUGAAUUGAAUGAUGCUAAUGAAUUAGAUGAUUAUUCCAAAUUGACAUUUCCUAAUAUUAUAAACUUUCAAAUUCAACCAUUUCAUAAUAGUAAGAAGUUGAUGAAAAUUAUUAAUAAUUUAUUAAUUAAUAGACAUGAUCCAGUGGAUGUUAGUUCGAAUUUAAGGAGUUUGGUUUUAUCAAAGUAUCAUAAGAGUUAUGAUAAUAAUAUCUUACUUCCCAAUUGUCGAGAUUUAAUUGGAUUUACCUCGAGUAAUAAUAACAAUGAUAUCAAUAAUAUUAAUAACAAUAACAAUUUCACAGUUCAUACGACUCUACAUGAAAUCGAUUUAAAGUCCAUAUCAUCAUUAUUCAGGUUUAGUAAACUCAAAUACUUAUCAAAUUUAACAACAUUAUCGCUUGAUAAUAUAUUAAUAACUCCCGAAGAUUCACAAAUAUUCAUCAAUGCUAUAAAUUUACCCCAUUUGACAUCAUUAUCAUUAAGGGGUAUUUCUGAAUAUCAAAUCAUAUCUGAUGAAGCAUUUGGAACCAGGGAUAGAAAUGUGAUAUUGGAAUACUUAAAGCCAAGUUUCUUGGAACAUAUCGCUCCUCAUUUACAUAAUUUACGUCAUUUAUCAAUUGAUUAUCGUCAAACUUAUAUUGAUUCUGUACCAUUAUUCAUACAAACCAUACCUUCUAAGUCAUUAAAAUCAUUAGACUUAUUGAUACGAUUAAAUCAUACUAAACCCUUAUCUAAUCAUGAAGAUGAAUUAAAAUUUUAUAAUGAAUAUCAAUUAGCCAUAUUAACCCAUGCUAAGACAUUGAAUAAACUUUCGAUUGAAUUAAGACAAGAGAUUGAUAAUUAUAGUGAUAGUAAUAAUCUAAAUAUCUUAGUCAGUAUCCCCUCUCGGAUUCAUUUUUAUUCUGAUUUGGUUCAAUUAACGAGUUUAACGAGUUUAAGAAUAAAUCCGGGUGAUAACGUAGAUGAAUUCUUAUAUUUAAUCAAGAAUCUUCAUUCCUUAAAGAAAUUAGAUAUUUUUGGAAGUAAAGCUGGAGGCUCACCAAAUUUAGGGUUAGGAAUGAUUCAUCCAAGUAUUUAUGAUGAAUGGUAUAAGGUUCAACAUGUGGCAUUAUUCUAUUUACAAUGUAAUGCUCAUAUUGAUUAUAUUAGAAUUAAUAGUUGUAUUUUUGAAUGUAAUGGAAUCAAUCUACAAAUCAAUCCAAGAUACGGCAUUACAAGAUGGUUUGAUAGACAUAUCAGACCAACCAAUGAAUUAACAUGAUCAUUCAAGUUGAUUGUAUAUAAGGUUUUAGAAAAAUGUAUGACUUCUUUAUAAGUUGCAAAAUAAUAAAUUAUUGGUGUGUCACCGUUUUUUUCUUGCUUACGCUGCCGAACUUCGGUGUUUGGUCCUGUAUAUACUUCUGACCAAUCAUUUCUCGUUUGAACUUGAUUACUCUCAUUUUAUUAUGGGGAUUACUAAAUGAUAACUAUAACGGGUGGGCAGUCGUGUCCCAUUUACCAAAAAAUUCUUUUUCCUUCAAAUUAAAGCAAACAUCAACUUUAUAAUUAUAUU